Molecule: messenger RNA, 3279 nt
Organism: Batrachochytrium dendrobatidis JAM81
Lineage: Eukaryota; Fungi; Chytridiomycota; Chytridiomycetes; Rhizophydiales
Exons: 12
Coding region: 1-3279 (1092 amino acids)
Source: RefSeq, a predicted model, not a curated record
AUGUCAAUUUUUACUACUCAAUUUCAUCAGAUUCUUGUCAUUGAACCUGCAGAUACACGCAUAUCCGCAUACACGGUUCUCUCUAUCUUAUUGCAUCGAUCAGAUAUCAACAAACUAAUUGUAGAUGGGCUUGUAGAGUGCAUGCAGAAUGGCACUCGGUCGUCCAAACUCGCUGUUGUGCUAUUUUUAGAAUUUGUUUUGUUAAAUGAGACUACCAAUGAUAAAUGCAUCUCUUCCAAGAGCACGGAAUUGGAGAAUUAUAGACAGCGUCUUUUUCAAGCACUAAUUCCGUAUCUACUAAAAUGCGUUGAUUCAGACGGAAUGUUAAACGAGUCUGUUGGUCAGUUCCAAAAAACUAGACUGACAAUCCUAGCAUCAACAGUCAUUUUGGUGCAGCUUAGAUCUGAUGCUCUUGCUGUAGCACAAAAAUCAUCCAUUACAAAUUCUGAAAAAAGAGUACUUAUUCAGGAUGACUCGUGUAUUAGAAAUACAGCAGGGCAUUUGGUUUUAUAUAUUCAAUCAAUGUCCAAGUAUCUGUCCGAUAAUCGAUUGUAUGCACCUUUUUUUAAAAAAAUCGCAUUAAUUGUUCAAGAUGAGAUGGAUCAACUUCCUCAAACACACGAAUCUCUAGCGGUGCUUGUGGCUACGAUUUCAAAAGCUAUUGUUCCAAGAGAAUACUUUUCUAGCAAUAAAAUAAUCAAGAAACUAGAGAGCAUACUGGAAAAGGAGCGUGAUUUCAUGUUAAAAUUAAUUCAAACAUGUGCUGUAUUAGCUGCAGUAUCACAAGAACAAAUGGAUACGGUUGUUAGUAGUUUACUGGUUCAGCAGCAGCUUUUAAAAUUAAUAUCAGUUUCAAUCCAUCAAACUCAAAGCAAACAACUCAGAUCUCUUGCAUUUGAUUUAUUACGACAAACUUUGGUUGCGCUAGAUUCGGGAAUGUUUACAUCUAUAAUGGAUCCUCUUGCUGCAAUGUUUUGCAUUGAAAACGAUGAGAGUGUGCACCAAUUGUACGACAUAUCUUUGUUGCAAGAUAUUGCUGGUGUAAUUGCCGAAUUUGCUGUUAUACAUCCUCAAGCAGCGCUCAAGGACAUGUUUGUUCUGCUGUCAUCAGAAUCCAUGGCUGUUCGUCAAAAUGGAUUGUUUAUUUUGCAACAAGUUUUGGAAUUGAACAAGGAACAAAUCAAAAGCAAUCCUCACUUUAAAAUAAGGCAAGUUACUCUUGCUGAUCCACUGCUUGUAAUUCCAACACUUGCAGAAAAAUUAUUCAGUCGUGAUGAACAUGAACAGUUCACAUCCGAAAGUAUUUUAGUGCAGUUACUAUUGUGUAGCAACCCCCAGCUGAGCGCAUUGGAAAUUUUUAUAGAAUAUAUUCGAGUCAUGAAUGCUCAGAAACCAUAUUGCCGGCCUCCCAAGUAUGAUUCUCCUGCACAAAUUGGGCGAUUACCGAUCCAAACACCGACUUCAUCGAAUACACACGAUACUGUAACAAAAAUAGACCGCUUAUUUCGAGUAUUUUCUAAAUGUGUCGAAAAGAUAGACGAGCAAGCCGAUGAUUUAAUUUCAAUAUUGGUACAGAAGCUGUAUGGAUGUCCUAGCGACCCACUUUUAGUUCGUAUACUCAGUUCAUUUAUUCCAGUUUUGUUACAAAGCUCAUCAUCGUGUAUUAAAGUCAUUCGAAUUUGCAUUAAUAUCAUGAGUACACAGCCUAGACUUGCAGAGAAUCUACUUUUGUCAGAGAUUCCAAAUGCAGUCGAGACUGUUCUUUUUGCACGACUCUGCCCACUACUUAUUUUAAAGAUGAUUCCGCUUGAAGCGUUAGAUCGACUUCCAUACUUGGAACAAUUUGAUGAGCCAAAAGAUUACUGGCAGAUGGAUAGUAGUUAUAAAUCUGACGAUGAUGGUUACACCUCUUGCUCUGCUUUGAGCGAUUGUAUGCUUAUUAGCCGACUGGCAGAUUGCCUGCUUGUACGGAUUGAGUAUCCAUUGGAAUUUGAAGAUGUUCAGAAACUAGCAUGUCAAGUUAUUGCUCAGCUGCCUUUGUGGUACAUCACCCACUCGUUGUUUGUAACCAAGCUGGAUAAAGUGAUUUUUUCGAGCAAUUUACGCUGUACUCGACUAAUCAUAUUUAUUGGAUGCCAUGCUGUAAUGGCAAGAAGUUCAUUUGGGACUAUGGAGAAUGAGAUGCUGAAAUCACUUGGCUCGCGAAUGUUUUUGACGAUAGCAUGGAAACCAGACUUGUCUUUGGCUAUUGGCUGUGAAGCAAACGAAAAAGAAACUAUUCUUUCAAAGAUCCAAUCGGGAUCGAUUGAGCUGUUGUCACUGAUUAUAUGCAACGAAGCAAAAUCCAACUCAUCUCAUGUUCUGCCAACACAUAUUUACAAAUCGGGCGAUCCCAUCGAGGAAACAAAAGGAGCGAAUAGAGCCAGUGUCAAAAGUAUGCCCGCAUCAAAAGUCGGUUUGAAAACUAUGGAUGACAACACGACUGUCCAACCUAUCGUGUCGAUUGCAGAUGUUACCGAGUCGAUCAAGCAAUGUCUUGACCCAUAUUCACGUUUACCGCAAAGCAUUCAAAUAUUGUAUCGGCAGCUAUUUCAGAAGGAUUCAGUAAAUGUAGAUGAUAUGGAAUUUCGAUGUAGUCUUACAACAGGUCUAGCAAAUGCGAUUCAUUUUGCAGUCAAAUUACUCUGCCUUUCAGGAUCCAAGCAUGGAACCUCUACAACUAUAGAUCCAUCACAAGCCGCUACGAUUUCCCAUGAGAUUGAGCCUCGAAAUGCAAAUGCCUUUUUAUGGCUUUAUCACCAGCUUGCUCCUUUACUGGUUGAUGUAUGUAUGACAAUACUGCAACAAGCCAAAUGCAGCACUACAGAAACUGAAAUACAUCGACCUGAAAUUGUUAUAGCAGCGAUGUUGCAAUCGCUAUUUCUAUUUAUGUUUAUUACCACUCGUAGCUCGUAUGCGACGCCCAAUCCAAUCCAAACUCGACCUCUCGUAAGCAUGUUGUUUGAGGGAUUAAACUAUCCACAUCAACUUGUUAGGCUAGAAUGUCUUAAAAUCAUUAGUGCGGCUUUGGCAGGAAUGGAUCGUUUAUUGCUCGAUCUUGAAACAGUUGCUCAGCUUCGGAUACGAUUAAAGGAACGUGCUGUGAUGGAAAACGAUGUCAAAUGCCGCACAUUGACCCAAAGGCUCAACAACGAUGGAUAUUCUAAAAAAGUGUGCCAAGCAACACUAGCACAAUGCAAAAACAUUGAAAGCUUCAAAGAAACUGGCCUCGGGGAUUGA